GUUUCUCAAGCUCAGGUGUCAAUGCGAUGCUCUUUCUUCCAUCAAAGAGGUUCUGAAUCAACACAUAAUAUGCGCCAUAGUUAGUAAUCAUCCACUCAAAAUGGAUAGGAGAUUGCCUAGGAGCCCGGCACUUAAGAGCCCUGUGCUCUCACCUAAAAGCCCUGCAAUCUAUGAAAAGUACAAGUCAGGAUGUGCGUGGGGGUUAAUUCACUUCUUUGAUUUUCGCCAAGGUCAUUCACAUGGGAAGCUCAUUUCUGAUAAGAAGCGCGCGAACAGACAAGCGAAAGGUAAGAACGCCUCAUCCUUGUUGAGAAUGAAAUAUAAUCUCAUUCCCAUAAGAGUUAUAUGUAUUUUCUUUAAAGAUGCACUUGAUAAGAAUCUUGCAGUUAACUCUAGGAGGCCAGAAGUUAAAAAUGGUAUAGAAGAAGAGAUGUCUGUGAAGCAUCAGAGAAAGAAGAAAAGGGCAAUCGGUGAAAUGCAAAAUCUACAGUUUAACUCCAAUCUUUUUGGCCUUUCAAAAGACCAUAGGAAGGCAAGCAACAGUUCCAAGAAAUCCCGUCGUUUUCCUGCUCGUGGUUGUGAUGCAGCAACUGAGGGGUAUAGGCAGCCUUCUGAUCAAAAUAUGGUAGAAAAAUCUUCAAAUAACAACAACUUGGCAUUAGUGACAGGAGCAUCUGGCAAUGAUGUGCAUGCUAGCAAUGGAGGGAAUUAUAGUCGUAAAAGCAUCAGAGGUAGGAAACAUGACCAUCACACUGACAUUAAUCUUCGAGUUCAUAUGAAUGAAUCAGUUGAAGCUUUUGUAAAUCAAAAGUUAACUGAUGGGGAGAACCUUAGUAGCAAUGAGGUAGCCAACCGGUCUAAGAACUUUAUGGAUGCAUUGGAAAUUUUAAAUUCCAACAAGGAAUUAUUUAUGAAACUCCUACAAGAUCCAAAUUCACUGCUAGUGAAACAUAUUCAAGAUUUACGGGAUUCUCAGGCAAAGAAACAACCCCAAUUUUUCUCCAAAGCUAAAAUAUCACAAUGCCAGCAAAAAGAAGCAGGCGAAUGCAAAGGGCCAGCCCAUGCUCAAAUGUUUGAAUCUUGUGAUAGAUGCACGUCAAAGGGAAGUGACAUGUCCCAACCCUUGGACACAAUAGUAGUCCUGAAGGCAGGCACACAAAACUGUCCUGAUAGAAUCAGUAAUUGGCCACCACCACAGUCUCGCUAUAGCUUGAAGAAAAAAGAGUGGAGUGUUAAGCCAGCAUUCUUGUCUUUUGAACACAUGAAAAGGAAGUUAACGCAUGCUAUAAGGGUGAACAAAAAAGAGCAGUGCCAGAUGCCCCUUGAUGGUAUUCAUAAAUCUUUUCAUGACUUCAAACAGUUUGAAGAUGGUUGUAAAGAAAUGAGCAGACAGGCAAAUAAAAUAAUUUCUGCUAGUAAAAGCUAUCUUGAUGCUGGAAAAAUGUCCGAAUCAUCCCAUGAGGUCAAUAGAAGAGAUGGGAUGAGCCAAACAGUGACCUUUGGUUCAGGCAUUGGAAGCAAAGUUGCUUCUUCCACAGAUAGUUGCCAUAGGACCUCAAACUUGUUAAUGGUAAGGCAUCUCAAAGGAAAAUUUCACCCUAGGAAACAUCCUACAGAUAUGUUAAAUAGUGGAAACGAAGAUUUCUCAAGAAGACAGACACUCAGAAAUUUGGAUAGAUUAAUGUCUUUGCCUGAAUACAACUUGUUGCCCAUGCUUACUCCAGUAAGGGACAAGGAACAUGGGUUUGCUUCUCCACAGAUGAGAUUUUCACCAUACAGCAAUUUUUCAACCGCCAAUGGAUACAAGUGGAGGGUUCAGAAAGAAAGCAAGAGCUGCUGCUUAAGUUCUUCUACCAUGAAAAAUUUAGGGGCACAGCUUGUGUCCGAGAAACCAGAUGAUCGAUUGCAAGGUGCAAAGAAAAUUAUCCCUGGCAAUUUAUCUUCUGCCACCAAUGUGCUUCAAACUGUCUAUUCCCUUAGUGAUGAUUUGAGUCACAAAGUUAAUCAAACUUCUGUAUGUCCUGGGAAAGUCAUGGAAAGAAAUCAUGCUGUUAGUUGGGGUGAACACGAAAUUAAUGCUUUAGAAGUUGCUUUGGGAUCAAAUGGUGUACAGAGCAACACCAGCCAAAGAACUGAAGCAGUCAACAUAUUUGGAAAAAGUGAAUAUUUUGAAUGCUCAAAACUGGUUUCUCCAGAUUCAUUUUCAGGGGAUCAAACAUCAUCUUCUUCAAUAGAUGUUUAUUCAUCAAGUCCUUUGCGUAUUCAGAAAGCAGAAGAUUCUGAUAGCAUGAUCGAUAGAGCAGAGCAACCAAGUCCUAUAUCAGUUCUUGAGCAGUUCCUUGUAGAAGAUGACAGUAGCUCUCCUAGCACCGUAUCUCUAGCAGCCGAGCCACCUGUCCAACCAUUUGGCAUAGAUAUUGGAGAACUCUAUGUAUCUUCUCUUACGGUGUCCCAUUUGGAUUUGAAUUGUAAUGCUUGCACUUCCAUGGAUAAGCAAGGAUCUUUGUCUGAGUGCAUAAGAGCAGUUCUGCAAAUUUCAGGUCUCAAUUGGGAUGAACCCUCUAGGAAAUGGCAUUUGUCAGACCAAAUGCUUGACGUAUCCUUGUUUGAUAAUGUUGAAGUAUGGCCUGACAAGUCCUGUACUGAUCGUAGGCUGCUUUUUGGCUACAUCACUGAAGUCCUCUUGCAGAUAUAUCAAUGUUACUUUAGAUGCUCCCCCUGGAUAUCACUUCUCAACCCAAGGCCUCAAUUGGCUAUGUUAUCAAAAAAUAUGGUUCAUGAGGUGUUGAGACGUGUUGAUCGGCUACUCCUUUCAGAGAUGCCCCAACAAACAUUAAAGCAACUUGUUGAAAAGGAUUUGGCCAAAUCUGGCACAUGGAUGGAUACCAGACUUGAUACUGAGGAAGUUGUUUCUGAGUUAGUAGACAACAUCCUAGAGGAUUUGGUAGUGGAUGCUGCAAUUCGGCUGCAAACUUAAAACAGUACAUGCUACUACAUGUGCUUUUUCCUAAUCUC
Molecule: messenger RNA, 3015 nt
Organism: Durio zibethinus
Lineage: Eukaryota; Viridiplantae; Streptophyta; Magnoliopsida; Malvales; Malvaceae
Source: RefSeq, a predicted model, not a curated record